AUCUAUUUAUUUUUUAGCUUUUAUUACACCGCCACAAACUCUCACUAUAAAGCCGAUCCCUAGAUAGACGAGGACCGGCCAGAAAUCGCUUCACGAUUACCAAAUCUUUCUUCCAUUUUCUCUCCACAAAAAUCUCUCUUCAAUCUCCGACAAUGGAAGGAACUGGCGUUGUGGCGGUCUACGGUAACGGUGCGAUAACGGAGGCUAAGAAAUCUCCCUUCUCCGUUAAGGUUGGUUUGGCUCAGAUGCUCCGUGGUGGUGUUAUCAUGGAUGUCGUCAACGCCGAGCAAGCUCGUAUCGCCGAGGAAGCUGGUGCUUGCGCCGUCAUGGCUUUGGAGCGUGUUCCUGCUGAUAUUCGUGCUCAAGGAGGCGUUGCUCGUAUGAGCGAUCCACAAAUGAUUAAAGAAAUCAAACAGGCCGUUACGAUUCCGGUGAUGGCUAAGGCUAGGAUUGGUCAUUUCGUUGAAGCUCAAAUCCUUGAAGCAAUUGGAAUCGAUUACAUCGAUGAGAGCGAGGUUUUGACUCUUGCUGAUGAAGAUCAUCACAUCAACAAGCAUAAUUUCCGGAUCCCUUUCGUUUGCGGUUGCCGGAAUCUCGGCGAGGCUUUGAGGAGGAUCCGUGAAGGUGCGGCGAUGAUAAGGACCAAAGGUGAAGCUGGAACUGGUAACAUUAUUGAAGCUGUGAGGCAUGUGAGGUCUGUUAAUGGUGACAUUAGGGUUUUGCGAAACAUGGAUGAUGAUGAGGUUUUCACUUUCGCUAAGAAAUUAGCUGCUCCGUACGAUCUUGUGAUGCAGACUAAGCAGCUUGGUCGUCUUCCUGUAGUCCAAUUCGCCGCCGGUGGAGUGGCUACUCCGGCUGAUGCAGCUCUCAUGAUGCAGCUUGGAUGUGAUGGUGUCUUUGUAGGUUCUGGUAUCUUCAAGAGCGGUGACCCAGCGCGUCGUGCACGUGCCAUUGUUCAGGCUGUGACUCAUUACAGUGACCCUGAGAUGCUUGUGGAGGUGAGCUGUGGACUUGGAGAAGCCAUGGUUGGGAUCAAUCUCAAUGAUGAGAAGGUUGAGAGGUUCGCUAAUCGCUCCGAGUGAUCAAAGAACAAAAAGGUAAAAUUUGUCAGACGAAAUGGUUUCAGAAUUUCUGAGAACAUUUUGCAGUAAUCUCUUUGAAAAGAAGAAGAUGAUAUUGUUGGGUAGUUUGUAUCCUUUGUGUUUUCCUUAUAUCUUUGAUAGUGUUUUGUUUUUUGUAAUCUCGUUAUCCAUUUGCAAGAACAAGUUUGUCAGUUAUAAUAAUGUACUACUCUCUUGGUCAGUUGAUUUUGAAUCUGAUAUAUUCUUCAAACCA
Messenger RNA from Arabidopsis lyrata subsp. lyrata, 1335 nucleotides. Its product is annotated as pyridoxal 5'-phosphate synthase subunit PDX1.3. The record is from RefSeq and is a predicted model, not a curated record. The transcript has a single exon. Gene Ontology annotation, biological process: pyridoxine biosynthetic process; pyridoxal 5'-phosphate biosynthetic process; amino acid metabolic process. Gene Ontology annotation, molecular function: amine-lyase activity. NCBI's taxonomy places the organism in Eukaryota, Viridiplantae, Streptophyta, Magnoliopsida, Brassicales, Brassicaceae. The coding region runs from base 153 to 1082 and encodes 309 amino acids.